AUGGCCUCGCAUGCCGCCCCAACCGCUAAGGAGAGGAAAUACGACCGCCAGCUGCGACUCUGGGCAGCUAGCGGCCAGCAAGCCCUAGAGUCUUCUCGAGUGCUUCUCAUAAACUCCGAUGGGCCGGUGGAUAGUGAUGGCUCGGAAUUGACUGGUGUCUUGGGUGUUGAGACUCUGAAGAAUCUCGUGCUUCCUGGGAUUGGUGGCUUCACGAUUGUUGAUCCUGCAACCGUCUCUGAGGUUGAUCUAGGCGUGAACUUCUUUCUCUCUGAGGACAGCCUUGGUAAAUCUAGGGCUGAGGAGACAUAUAUUCUCGAAGAUGAAGACUUUAUUCCCCAGCACCAGCUUGUCAUUGUUUCCGGGCCAAUAAGGCAGUCUAUCCUUCGAACCAUAUCACAAACUACAAGGCGGCUGGAUAUACCCCUAAUCUACACACAUUCGGUAGGGUUUUAUGCGUCCUUUUCGCUGCAGCUACCAUCCGCUUUCCCCAUAGUCGAGACACACCCUGAUGCCAGCUCCACUGAAGAUCUUCGUUUAACAAUUCCCUGGCCGGAACUUGUGGCUGCAGCAAGCAAGGCGGAGAACCUGGAUAGUAUGGACGACCACCAGCAUGGACAUGUUCCGUAUUUGAUACUUUUGCUACACUUCCUUGAGAAGUGGAAGGUCAACCAUAACGGCCUGUACCCUCAGAACUACCGGGAAAAGUCCGAGUUUAGGGACAUGGUUAGAUCUCAUGCUAGAACUAAUAAUCCUGAAGGAGGCGAAGAAAACUUCGACGAAGCUGUGGCGGCUGUCCUAAAGAGCGUUGGUCCCUACUCCUUAAGUAGUGACUUGCGCAAUGCCUUUGAUAUGGACGAGUGCUCUCAAUUAACAACUAGAUCAUCCAAUUUCUGGGUAAUAGCGGCCGCAGUCAAAGACUUUUAUGAAACACAUUCAGUUCUGCCUUUGUCCGGGUCACUACCGGACAUGAAGGCGCAGUCGUCAGAUUAUAUCUGGUUACAAAACAUAUAUAAGUCAAAAGCACGAAGGGAUGCGGCUGAAGUACUUGCCACUGUUCGGAAUCUUGAAUGCAAGCUACGUGCCGGCCCGGAGAGGAUGCCGAUAUCAGAAAAGGAGAUUGACACUUUCUGCAAGAACGCAGCUCAUAUCAAAGUGAUUAGGGGCAACGAGAUUCCAAUAUUAUCGCCUGUGCCAUCAGGAGGAAUUUCACAGCGAACAGUGAAGGCUAUUAAGAGCAGCCUGCAAAACCCUGAUUCUCUCAUUCCAAUUUUCAUUGCGCUGAGUACUCUUGACGGCCUAGUGAGUGAAUUCAAAGAGAUAGGCUGUGCAGGGAUGACGGAGGAACCAUCACACAUUGAUAAAUCCGACAACUGGACGGCAAUGCUCUCGAAAGUCCUAGCUGGUCUAGGCCAGGAGGGAAAUGGUAUGGAUGAAAGUGAAAGCGAGAUUAGGUCCCGGGUCGAGUCGGCCAUAUCGGAAGUGCGGCGAGCGGGGAUUGGAGAACUGCAUAAUAUCUCAGCUAUGGCAGGUGGGUGUAUAGCUCAGGAGGCCCUCAAAGUGCUCACAAGACAGUAUGUGCCCCUUGACAAUACCUUUAUCCUAGAUGGGGUAAGGUCCCGGGGUGAGAUGUUUAGAUUAUGA
Trichophyton verrucosum HKI 0517 is the source of this 1641-nucleotide messenger RNA. RefSeq lists its product as uncharacterized. Gene Ontology annotation, biological process: protein neddylation. Gene Ontology annotation, molecular function: NEDD8 activating enzyme activity. The transcript is spliced from 2 exons. The record is from RefSeq and is a predicted model, not a curated record. NCBI's taxonomy places the organism in Eukaryota, Fungi, Ascomycota, Eurotiomycetes, Onygenales, Arthrodermataceae. Gene Ontology annotation, cellular component: cytoplasm. The coding region runs from base 1 to 1641 and encodes 546 amino acids.